AUGUCACAAGUAGCAUUAAGAUCACGUAUUACCAUUGAUGAUCUUAGUAAAAUUGGUAAAUAUACAUGUAUGGCACAAGAUGCAGCUGGAAAUAGUGGUUCAGCUAUUCUGAGUAUGCAAGAAGGCUAUAGUCAAGCACCUCCAGUAAGACCAGGUGGUUAUCCACAUGCGCCCAGUGGUGGUGGUCAUCAAUAUUUACGUAUUAUUGCACCUGAUAUGACUGAUGGAGAUUAUGUAGAAAUUCAAUGUGAAGGUGCUUCACCAGAUGAUGAAGGACGUAUUCAAUGGUUUUUUAAUAAUCGACUUCUUAAUGAUGAACAACCACUUUAUCCACGUGGUAAAACUCUUCAUAUUCGUCCUAUUUCACGACCUUAUUUGGGAAAUUAUCGUUGUUCAAUUCCGGGUAGUAGUUAUGCUGAUGGAAAUAGUGUUCUUACUUUCGGUGGUCCAAGUCAACCAUCAGAGGGUCCAAGUGGUGGUGGAUUUACUGUUACAAUUGAAAUUGUACAAGGUCAAACAGCUCAAGGACAAGCACAAGAAGGUUCACAAGUUAUUCUUCAAGCUAUACCUAAUGACCAAGUUACUAGUUAUCGAUGGACAUUUACAUCAAAUCAAGGAACAGUUGAUCGAGGUUAUUCAGCUCAAUUAGUUAUUCCUCGAGCUACAGAUCAGGAUUCAGGUGUAUAUACAUGUGAAGCAAUUAGUGCUCGUGGUCAAUCAGCACGUGGUUCAAUCAAUCUUUAUGUUACCUCUGGUUAUGUACAACCAGCACCAUCGCAAUGUCGACCUGAUGAAGCAACUUGUCGUAAUGGUCGAUGUAUUCCUCGUGCAUAUCUUUACGAUGGUAAAAAUGAUUGUGGCGAUAAUAGUGAUGAAGCUGGAUCUGGUUCAGGUGAUCAAUGUCAACCAAGUGAACUUCGUUGUACAAAUUCUGGUCAUGGACGAAAAUGUGUACAGAAAUUUUGGAUGUGUGAUGGUGAUCGUGAUUGUGAUGAUGGAAGUGAUGAAGAUCAACGUUAUUGUGAAUUACUUCCUCGUCAACGUUAUUGUAAACCAAGUGAAUUUCAUUGUGGUGGUCCAAAUGCUACAUCACCAAAUCCUGUAUGUAUUCCAAGAUCAUUUCAAUGUGAUGGUUAUAAUGAUUGUCCUGAUCGUUCAGAUGAAAUCGGUUGCGUUAAACC
Molecule: messenger RNA, 1181 nt
Organism: Adineta steineri
Lineage: Eukaryota; Metazoa; Rotifera; Eurotatoria; Adinetida; Adinetidae
Source: the annotation of a GenBank genome assembly